CGGUGGUCGUUCUACGGUUUCGGUUCGGGGUCGCGUGUAGUCCGUGCCUGUGCGAAGAUCGAACAGAUUUUCCAACGGCGCCGGGGCCAUCUGCUACGCAACGUUUAGUUAUUUUUUUCAGUUUCAAUUUAUUAGUAGUUUCUGUUACUUUCCAAUUUCCGGUCCGUUUCGUCUCUUUUACCGUGUUGCAAAUGUCCGACAGUGUCCGACAAGCGUGCAGCAUGCGCUAGCGGGCAGGAUCGAUAUUCGGUCGCGGAAUAUCGGCCGUACGGCUGCGAUCAUGCAAAGUGUUAGUUAAUCUAAUCGUAUUUGACACCCGACACCCCGGUGGGUUGUGUUCGCCAGUGGUUAAAAGGUGGUUGGGAAAACCCCGUCGCCAGUUUGCUUGUUCGUUCCGGCUGGUACGUCCUUUUCCCGGCAGUGGAGCGUCGGGUUAGUUGAGUGCUCGGAAUGUGUGCGGCUGCCCCGGUGUCACUGCUUGAUGUGCGCGAAUCGAUAAACAUUAAUCCCUAGUGCUUCGAGCUGUGCCGUAGUUAUCUAACUCGAUAAUGGGAGAUUGCGUUGGACGGGCAGGGAACCACAACGAUAGUAACGCCAGCCGGAACAGCACCUCGCCACUGAUCGUACUGCCGAACGGUGUGAUUCUGAACCGACGCGCCAAGUCGGAUGCAGCGGCCGCCCUGAACGAGUGCUUACUGUGCUGGAACCAACCGCAAGAUCCGAGCCGGUGCCCGAGCUGCGCCCGCCAGUACUGUCUGCAGUGCAUCACCAAGUGGUUCGGUGCGAAGCGAACCCACGCGUCCGGCGGUAUCGACUGUCCGAACUGCCACUCCAAGCUGCCACUCGAGAACCUGGUGCAGUGUGCGUCCGAGGUGCAUGAUACGCUGGCAGCCGCUGCAUGUGAACCGGCGCCACUGCUCACCAACGGAGCCGGUGCUGACGUCUGCAAUGGGUCGGCGGGGGUUAAGCUGAGCAACGGGAUAGCCGCGACCGGGGAAAAGGGCACGAUUCGCGUUGUGGUGAAGGUGCUGGAAAGCGAUGCCGAUGCGCCACCGCAAGACGGACAGCGAUCGUCUCCACCGGCGAACGGUGCGAUGCUCACGAACGGUUCCAGCUCGGAGAAGAUGCAUUCGCCGGUGACGAAUGGUAAGCAGCAUGGCAAACGAAAAGAUAACGCCACAGUCUCGGCAAAACCGCACCCGGAUUCGUCACUCGCGAACGGGACGGAUGGGGACGCGGCUGUACAGUUGAGGAAGCCCGGAUCCGGACCAUUGGAAAAUGGACGAAACAGACCCAAGCCACAGCCGAUCAUGUGCAACGGUGUGCACGUACCCGAACCGAGCGACCCGUCAAAGGGUGCCGAUCGCAAGAGCAAUCACACCAAUGGUAGGCCCACGGUAACGUUCGAGGAACCGAAGUCGACACGUAGAAACGGGUACCGUCACAAACAUGCGGCCGAGAGUGAAAAGCCCGUAUCCGGUAAAAAGCAAACCUCACCACCGGUAGAGCUAACCCGGACGGUCUCACCGAGCGACAGUCCAUGUGCAAGUCCGGAAAAGGUUCCACAGGAAGAUGGGCAUAGGGGGAGUGGUGAUAGCCUCUGCCCAACGCACGCUCUUCCAAUGCUCUUCUUCUGCCUCUCGUGCAAUGGGUGUAUCUGCGAGACGUGUGCCCUGCACGACGAUACGCACGCCGAGCACACGUUCAAGAAAAUCACCACCAUGUACGACAGCAAGGUGGAGAAGAUCCGGCACGAGUUUGGUGGCAUCAAGGAUUAUCUGGCCGAGGUGGGCACCGUACUCAGAGCGAUCGAGCAAAACAUUGACUGGGUCCGGGCAUCCAAGGCACGGAAGCUCCAGGAACUGAGCCAACUGCUCCACACGGAGGCGGAAAACAUUGAGCGACAGAUCCAGGCAAAGCUGACACUGCUCCAGCGGCAGAAGGACGCGGUGAGUGCGGAGAUUGCUCGCGUUACCGGCGCCUACCGACGGUUGGAGAGUGAGCUGAAGGUGUGUCCGAAGCCGGAACUACUCUUCAAAGACGAUGACUUUCUGCAGCGCUGCAGUCGGCUCAUUGAAACGCCCGCCUCGAAAGCCUUCCGCCACGAGCACGUCCCGGUGGAUCUGGAUUGUGAGUUUGUGCCCGAGUUCCGGUCGGAGGUGUUCGUCAUCAAGAACUAUCACGCGAUCGAACCGAUGGAAGAGUGUCGCACCUCGGACGUGCUGCGCGAUGUGGUCGGAUUCGGGUGGCGUUUGCAUAUCUGGAAGAGUGAUCAUCUAUCGGUGACCCUGAUCAUGACGGACGGUGUUAUUGGAAGAUACGAGUACUGCAUCGAGCUGAUGCACGAGGAUCCAGCCAAAGCGAUCAGACUGACGCAGAUCGACCAUUUCGAGCUGCACCAGACGGGCCCGGUCCAUGAUCUGAUCGAGAACGAGCAGCUCGAGGUGGAAGGUUUCCUGCAUCCCGAGGAUGACUCACUGCAGAUCAAGUUCUCCGUCCGUCCGCCCACGAUCGUCAUGGUUAGCCGAUACCAGCAAGAGUUUAUCGAUCGCUUCAUGAAAGAUAACAUCAACGAAUACGAUAGCAAUGUGAUCACGAUCUGCAACAUUCGCGAUCCCACUACCUCGAUCGUACUGUCGAAACAGUACACCGACACGGUUGGAUCCCGGUGGCGGCUGAACGUGUAUCCGAAGGGGAACAACACCAACCAACGAUAUCUGAGUACGUACGUCGAGCUGUGUGAUGGUAUUGCUGGAAGAUAUCAGUACACAGUGGAGCUGCUGCACGACGAUGUGACGCGCCAGGUAAAGUUCCAGUCGGAGGAUCACUUCACGGUGGGCGAAAUUCGUGGCUACCAGAAGUUUAUCCGCGUGCGAAGACUGCUCGAGGAGGGUUAUCUGAACGAGGAAGGAUCCAUUCUGAUUCGUCUAUCGAUACGACCGGCCAAUCUGGCGCUACGGUGCCAAUAUCAGGAGGAAUACCAAACGCUUAAGGAGGAGAAAAUUCGUACCCAGUUCAAUACCCAAUUGAACCAAAACCUGAUGAGGAUAAAGAGUUUACGCGACGACAACGCAUCACUGCAAUCCCUCGUGUAUCCCGAGUAUGCGUCCAACAUCUUUGUGGUGCGCAACUUCACCGCGAUGCGGGAAGCACAGGAGGACAUCUGCUCCGACAAUGCGUACGACGAUCUUGGCUGCUGCUGGCGGCUGAUCGUGUACGCCAACGGUGAUAAGGAGGGGCGUGAUGAAUGGCUGAGCGUGUACCUGAGACUGCUAGAAGGCAUUCCGGGAAGCUACGAGUACUGCGUGGAGCUGUUACACAACGAUGCGGCAAAAACGGUCAAAAUGGAAGGAACACAAUCGUUCGACAUCCAGGAACGGUUCGGCUGGACCCGCUUUGCCCGACUGGACUGGAUCUGUGCGAAUGGGUUCGUGAGCGAGGAGCAGGACGCGCUGUACUUUCGAUUCUCGCUACGGCCACCGAACUACAAGGCAAAGUGCGAGUACCAUCAUCUUCUGCGGCUGGAAGCGAAGCGAGAGUGUGAGCUACUGAAACGUGAGCUAAUACCGGCAUAUAGUACGAUGACGUACACGCUACGCAACUUUUCCGAGAUGCAGCGCAAGGACAGCUUCGUCUAUUCGGAUCCUCUAGUAGACGAUCUAGGGUUCUCCUGGAGACUAUUGAUCUACGCGAAUGGACAUAACGAAGCCCGCGGCAACCAUCUCAGCGUCUAUCUCAUACUGUUCGAAGGUGUAUCGGCUAGCAGGUUCGAGUAUCGGGUGGAGCUGCUACAUCAUCGAAACCCAACCGCAAACAUCAAAAUGGAGGGUGUCAACGUGUUCAAGCUGAAGAAGAUCUGGGGCUGGCCACAGUUUAUGGACCACGAGCGGCUACAGGAGGAAGGCUAUCUGGACCAGUCGACGGACACGCUCGAGUUCCGCCUGUCGAUGUGCCCGCCGGACAUUAAGCUGAAGUGUGAAUAUCAGCAGGAGUUUAUACGCAAGCUGAAGGAGAAUCAGAAAUAGUGGAUUAAAGCCGACGUCCGCUCUGGGCUCGGGACCACAGAACAGUAACUGCCAAUCGUGUCAGUAACCGCACAGGGAGGACAUGUUGGAACAUGUACGCCAGCGGGAAAACAAGCUUGAGUGUCACGGGUUGUGUGUGCGUGUGUGUGUGGAAGAACGAAACUGUGCGAAUGAAGGAUACAACACGUUCCUAGUGUCGUUGCACCGGUGGUCGUCGUCCGACACCCAUCCGCGGUGUUGGAGACUGUGCGGAUUUUUAAUAUAAUAUUUGCUUCCGACAGCGUUCACCGUCCGGCGUUCGAGCGUUGAUAUAAAUCAAAGCUAAUGUUCGAAGCAAGGGCAUGAGUGAGAGUGAGAUAGAAAGUUAGGAUGCUCUCGCUACUUGGGGGGAACCAAGGGGGGGAAAUGGUAACCGUUUCUAUAUUUUUAGCAUUAAAAGUGUAAGGAAUUCGAUACGCGACACCGAUGAUGAUGAUGCGGAUGAUACUAUUACUACCACGACAUCACCGGCGAACCAAUCUGACAUGAGCGAGACGGAUCACGAUCAGACACGUGGUUGUAAGACGUUCUAGGUGGGGCCGGCCAAAGAGUGGUCAAAGCAAAGUAAUCAAAACCCCGGAAGAAGCAGCAACCGUGCUUCGGAACGGAACGAAACGAGACGAGAAAAAUGUCACUAAAGAAAACGGGGGGGAAAAUUAAAAACAGUGAACCGAAAUGGCGCAGGCAAAGCUACGAGGCGGUGUUUUAUGUUCCGUUUUUGUGUUUUCGUUUUUUUUUUGUAAUGGGGAGACUUGGGGAUUUGUGCGUAGAAUGUAUAUUAUAUUUAUUUGCUCGGUUUUAGUUUUCGUGGUCACUCCGUUUCGCGCGUCCACUAUCCGUUACCGCGGGCGUAGGUGCGUGUAGUCUUUAUAGGGAGGAUAUGAAAUUUUAGGAUAAGUGUAGACGGCACGGACCGAGUGCCGGAAUGGCAUGGGCACGAAAUGCUUUUUGUGUUUUUAUUUUCAUUAUCGUUUGUAUAGUAUGGUUUAGUUUUUUUUCGGUUGUUGCCACCGUCUCGCGUUGGGAUGCUGGUAGAAGUGUACUGUGUGAAAAAAUGGCGUCCGGCAGUAGUAGUCUGCAGAACGUUGUGUCUUUUUGUUUCGAUUUUUCUUUAUCUCUUUUGCUGUUUAUACAAUGCGAUACCCAAUGGCCAAAUAGGGGGGGCCAGGCCAGGUGGUUGUAACGUUAUGAACUUAUGAUUUUGCGUUCUAUCCACGUUUAUGUGUUCUUGCGCGGCUCGGAACGAAUGUGUUUCGGCGCCAAAUGGGGUGUGGGUUAUAAAUGGGGUAGAUUUUUUUUAUUUAGUUUUCUUAUUACAAUUGUGCACCAUGGCAGAUCGACUUUCAUUGCUCGUGUGAACGAGUGCAAAAAUACAAUAAAAGAACAUUUUGCAAAAAUGG
Molecule: messenger RNA, 5464 nt
Organism: Anopheles stephensi (Asian malaria mosquito)
Lineage: Eukaryota; Metazoa; Arthropoda; Insecta; Diptera; Culicidae
Exons: 10
Coding region: 549-4025 (1158 amino acids)
Biological process (GO): negative regulation of centriole replication; protein autoubiquitination
Cellular component (GO): peroxisome; aggresome
Molecular function (GO): zinc ion binding; tumor necrosis factor receptor binding; ubiquitin protein ligase binding
Source: RefSeq, a predicted model, not a curated record